Ruditapes philippinarum (Manila clam) is the source of this 4612-nucleotide messenger RNA. RefSeq names its product nostrin-like. The transcript is spliced from 16 exons. The coding region runs from base 1055 to 2695 and encodes 546 amino acids. The record is from RefSeq and is a predicted model, not a curated record. Gene Ontology annotation, cellular component: plasma membrane; cytoplasm. Gene Ontology annotation, molecular function: protein binding. Lineage: Eukaryota; Metazoa; Mollusca; Bivalvia; Venerida; Veneridae.
GAAAGUUUAUUUGCUAUAGCAUGUGAAAAUUGUGUCAUUUUUGUGCCCAAACAUAAAGGGGCUUCUGUGGUCUUCCUUCACCUUAAAAGCUACAUGCCUCCAGAUGAGUCAAAAUAUUUCAAUAAAAUAUAACAUAAGAAAAACUUACUAGAAUUUUAGGAAAGUAAAAAUAUUCAAAAUUCAAGUAAUAUUUUACAUGUUCUGUGCAAUUAAUGAAUUUUUUUCAGUAUUUAUUUAACUAUAUUUCUACUGCGUUACUAACUCAGUAAGGGCUAUUUAUGCAUAUUUUGACCACUUUUUGGUAACUUACGGGGUUGAAAGUGUCAUUAAAAAUGUGUAAAUUGCUUCUUUUUGGUUACUUCACAAUAUUAAACAUUCAGAUACAUUUUCAAAAUUUUCAUGAAAAUUAGCACAAAUCUGGAGGCGUGCUGCUUUAAACCUUAGCCUGGUGACAGCAACCCAUACCACCCAAGCAGACCAAGAUCAGCCGGUACAUCCAUGCUGUCUGAACACGGUCUGCUCUGUUAGCUAUUCAGUUAUUACAUAUUUUGAAAUUUUUCUGUAAAUGUGAAGGAUGGUUUUGUACAUUUAUGAUAAUUAGCAUGAUUAGGUUUUAACUGUUACACAAACAGUGCCUCCCUUUAAGUCUUAGGUCAGAUGCACGAUUGAGAUUGCCAAGAAAAAAUUUAAUGUCCGACUGCUCAAUAAAUUGCUUGAUUUCUAAGAAAAUUAUGAUUAUUUUUGUACAUUCAAAGUAUUAUGGAAAUGAUAUGUAUUAAACAGGAAAUAAUGUAAUAUUAUCAUCCUGAUUAAAUCAUAGUCAUGUCCUACUGUAGGAUUGAGUGAGAAAAUCGUGACAUUGUCACCAAGUGAAAUUGUUAUACCAGGAAUACAUUAGUAAGCAUGAUAUCUGAUGUACGAUAUACAACAAUGUAUAUUGAAUAAAUGAAUAAUGAACUAUGAACUCCUUCAGACAAUAAUGAACUGAUAGACUCCUGAGAAAUCAAUCAUAGACUAGAAAAAUGUUUUAUAAGUGCUAUAAUGAACUAAAACAAUGAACCCGCCACAUCCACAUAGAUUCUGUGCUCAUUGUCAUACAUGUAAGGACCAGAGGAAAAGUCACAUGUUUGGUAAAAUUGGGUUUGUUAUCCCAGAUAAUGUACAGACCUGGAUUUGUUCUCAAAUGUUACCAUGUGAUGUCAUGGAAACAAUGGCAAAGGGACUGAACGGUUUUGAGGAGUUGAAGAAGUACAUACGUCAAGGGAGUGAUUUCUGUAAGGACAUUGCCUUCAUUAUCCAGGAAAGAGCUGAUUUGGAAAGUACAUAUUCUAAAGGUUUAAGUAAAGUAGCAGGGAAACUUAGCAGAGCUUCACAGAACAGCACUGGGAGUUUAACAGAUGGGUGGAAAGCAGUAUCAUCUUGUAUAGAAGUGGAGGCAGAAUUACACAAAAAUUUAGCAACAGCUUUAUUAGAAGAUAUAGCCAAACCAUUGAAACAUUUAGUGGAUGGACAACAUAAGGCUAGGAAACCAAUUGAACUGUCUGUUGAUAAGGCAUUGAAAUCCCUGACAGAUAAAAGAACAGAGGAAAAUAAGGCAAAAAAAUCUGCAUAUGAUUGUGCAAAAUCACAUGAGAAAGCAGAGGAAGCCAAACAAGGAAAAGCCAAAACAGAAAAAGACAUAAAUAAGACAGAGAAGAAACAGAAGCAGGUGUUAGAUGCAUUACGUAAGGCAGACAAACAUUACUGUGAGACAUGUGAGAAAGCCGAGGUGGCCAGACAGGAAUGGGACUUUGCUGUAAACAAGGCCAAUGCCCAGUUACAGGCGUUAGAAGAGGAGAGAAUAGCUAAAAUGAAUGAUUUCCUUAAUCAGUAUAAUAGUCAUUUAUCUAUGUUAGCACCAAAAUUAACUCAGAGUUGUGAAAAAUUACAUCAGUCAGUUUUAUCUGUAGAUAUUGCCGGUGAUAUUAGAAAUGCAGCUAAACAACGCUCCACUCAUUAUACUCCUGAACAAAUACUCAUUGAUUGCUAUGCUGAAGAUAAACAGUUUUCAAUGAAACAAGAACGGCGGAAACUUGCAUUGCAACAUUAUUUAUUACAAAUAAGACAGUCUAUAGAAAGGGAACAAAAGGGGCGAGAAGGUGUUGAGAAGCUGGUAGAUGUAUACAGGGAAAGACCGAACUUUGCUGACGCGGAUGCACAAGAAGAGGCCAGACAAAGAUUAAAUCAAGUGAUAUUUAUGACUAAUUUUCUGGAGGCCAAUCACUACAAGAUCGCAUCAUAUUUAGCAGAAAUGGACAGAUCACAUAAACCAGCUCAUAAAUUUUCUAAAUACAUAGAACAGACAAGAGAUAAACAGGGAAUGGUUGUGAGUGUUUUAAGGUUACCAAUGAAUUUGGCAUGUGAAGGUCACACAGGAUAUGAUGUGACUAAUGUAACUAUAGGAGCUUUAGCUAGUGAUGAACCAUUUGAUGAUGAUGAUUUUGAUGAUGACCCAUCACUGGAACCACAGAAUCACCGGAUCAUUGGUCGGUGUAAAGUGGUAUAUGAUUAUCAGCCGGACCAAGCUAAUGAUCUUGUACUUCAGUCAGGGGAUGUAAUAAACAUCUAUGAUGAUAAGCAGCCUGAUGGUUGGUGGCAGGGAGAAUUGAAUGGUAAAGUUGGAAUGUUCCCAGCCACGUAUGUUCAGAAAAUAUGAUGGUCAGUUUGUCAUACAGUGAUUUCCAAAUGUAAUAUUUGCAAACUUCUGAAGUGAUAAAACAGAAGUUUUUGACUAGUUUCAGACACUUAAGAAUACAAAAUUUGGACCAAGAAUAGACUGGUUGUUGUACAAUGAUGGAAGUUGACAAAGAUAAAAGAGCUUACAGGGAGAUUUGUGAAGUUCUGUCAAUGGCAUUAGAAAAAAUGGUCUUACAUAAAAUAUUAUCAUGUAACUUAUAUUAAGUUUUGCUGUUUCUGUGUAACAGAGAAGUAAAAGAAAAACCUCAUCAAAGAAUCUUUAAAGAGAUAUUGCAUUUUAGUUGGGUAUUAUUGUUAAUUAAAGUCAGAGGACUUAUUGACAGCCCAAGUUAAAUAUGUAAUUUUAUCUUAAAUGUCACUGGUUAAAAGCAUUUUGCUAUAGAAUGUGCAAUAAGUUUUUGUUGAUGCAUGUUUUCGUCUAUGUUCGUACCUAACAGAUCUGAUUAGAAAUAUAGUGAUACUAGAUGUAACUUACAUGUAAAAAAAAUCUGGAAACAAAGUGAUCCUUUGGAAUCAUUAAUCACCACAAAAUUACAUGAAAUUGUAGACUUGGUUUAAUUGAGUCUGUAACACACCUGACACAAAUUGGCUGAAAACUGAAAGUAAAUUAAUUUCGUUUUAGUAUUUCUUACAUGUAUUUAACAUUAUUACCAAUUUUCUAUAUACUAUUGAUGCUUAAUAUAUUAAAUAUAUAUGAAAUAUUUAGCAAAGAAAACAAGACUGAAUUGUUCUGAACAUAAAAUAGAAUAUGAUUUACUAAAUUUAUUAGUAUUUGUCUUAUAUUGGUGCAUAGAUAGUUUGAUUAAAUUAAUAAGUUGGCCAUUAUUGAUUAUGGUGCAAUAUUUAAACAUCUGAAGAAAGACACUACAUGUUCUGAUUUUUUGCUGUUGUUGUUUUGUUGUUUUUUUGUUCUUUAAGAUAAUUAUAACUUUAUCUGUAAUUUACGAUCUUACAUUCAUCUUAUAAUAUCCUUCCUUCAAAUGGUGUGGUGUGCUAUUUUGUUCCUGAUUAUUUCCCAUAACAAACUAUGUUUAACUUGAUAAUUUCCCAUAACAAACUAUGUUUGUACUUUUUAUUUCCCAUUACUAGGUACAUGUAUGUGAUAUAUACAAAAUUAUCUUAUUUUUCUUUUGCAGAAAUUGAAUAAGAAAUAUCAUAAUAAUAAUAUUAUUUUUCUUCCGCCUUACUUUAAAUGAAAAUCUCUAAGAUAUAUAUAUCAUUGUGGAAAUGGCAUGGAUAAAUAUGGAGUUGAAUAUAGUUUUUAUAUUUUUAUUUAUAACAUACAUGUAUAAACGUAGCAUUGGUAUUCAGUUUAAAAACCUGCAUAUAUUGUUAGAUAAACAUUACUUUUGUAUAUCAGUGUUUGACCUACUUUAAAACUAUUGUAAGACAUCAAAUAGCAAAUGAAAUGAAAAUGUGGUCAAAAAAUUAUAUAGCAAUAAUAUCUAAUUAAACUUUGGUAAAAUAUAAUGGCAUUCAAAUGUUAUUACAGUUAAAAUUUAAAAUCAUAUUAAAUCAUAUUUUAUUAUAUAAAUAUACAAUGUCGUAUAUAAAUUUGAUAUCAAUACACAAGCAUUCAUGAAUACAUUAAUGUAAAUAUACAAAAAGGGUUGCCGAGUGGUUAAGGUCGUUGACUUCAAACCACUUGCCCCUCACCGCUGUGGGUUCGAAUCCCAACAGGGACUUUGGAUUCUUUCCUGUGAGGAAGCUAUCCAGCUAGCUUACGGAACGUCGGUGGUUCUACUCAGGUGCCCGUUCGUGCCUGGAAUAAUGCACGGAAGGGCACCUGAGGUCUUCCUUCACCAGUAAAGCUGGAACGUCCCGAUAUGACCUAUACUGUGUUGAUGUGACGUAAAACCCAAUCAAACAAACAAAA